This is a messenger RNA of Cylindrotheca closterium, 1644 nucleotides long. NCBI's taxonomy places the organism in Eukaryota, Bacillariophyta, Bacillariophyceae, Bacillariales, Bacillariaceae. The record is from the annotation of a GenBank genome assembly.
AUGUGUAUGCGUUCGUCUAAUUCCCAAUUCCAACACAUUCGAUCUCAGGAACGACCCUGUCACAUUCUGUUGCAAAAUGAAAAUGGUCCCUGCCCUUUAUUGGCGGCCGCCAACAUUUUACUCCUCCAAGAUUCCAUCACAUUGCCUUCCAACUGCGUCGGCGCUGGUGUCAUUACCAUCGACGAGCUCUUGAACGUCUUGGCCGAAAAGAUUCUCACCAGCAAUACGACAGGCAACAGCGAUCAUCACAUUCAACAGGUCAUGAAUUUGUUUCCCACCUUGCAAUUUGGAAUGGACGUCAAUCCCAAAUUCACCGAAGGUCCCACUGGAGUCGAAUAUACUUCUGGAUUGGAUGCCUUUGAUUUGCUGCGGAUGGAAAUGGUCCACGGUUGGUUGUUGGAUCCCGAAGCACCGGAAUUUUGUUUGGUAAAAGACAAAACCUACAAUCAACUUGUCAACAAGGUCAUCGAAGGCAACGAUGCGGGUUCUGCAUUGGAAUUGGAACACCAACAACAGCAAAUACAACAACAACAACAAAGUGCAUUGGAUUUGUUGGAACAACAACAACAACAACAACAACAACAAAGUGAUGAUAAUGAUGAUCCAAAUACUAUGGAUACUGCACCACCGCCCAAUACUGCUAUGCUACUAGAGCAGCAACAGAAUCAACGAAAUGAGGAUCUAACAAAUGCUGCUACAACUACAACUACUAUUCCUUCUACGACUACUGCUGCUAGUAUUCAAUCGAAGAUUGACGAACUGUCAACCAAAGCCAACGAAGGAGCCAUCAUUCGUCAAUUUUUGGAGUCUUCGGGACAUCAACUGACCCAAUAUGGUUUGACCGUCCUACAUGAGUAUCUAAAGGAUGAUCAAAUGGCGGUCUUUUUUCGAAACAAUCAUUUCAAUUCCUUGUUGAAACAUCAAGGACAAUUGUACCUACUCAUUACAGACAUUGGAUACGCCAGUGUGGGAAACAUUGUCUGGGAAAAAUUGGAUGUCAUUGAUGGAGAUACGGAAUAUGUGACUCAAGACUUUACCAAGCCACCGCCCAUGCAACACCAUGAAGCAUCCAAUACCGCGAAUGGGGAACAAUUGGUGGCCAAUGAUUUGCAAUCUCAAGCGGAUUACCAAUUGGCAUUGCAACUCUCUCAAGAAACAACAACAACAACAACUCCAAAUGCCAAUGCCAAUUCUUCUACGCCACAACAGCAGCAACAGCAACAGCAAGCACAACCACCAACCGUGGCAUCGCUUCCAUCAUCAUCAUCAGCGGCAGCGGCGGCGGCUCCCACACCAACGCCGUCGGGUCCCAUACCACCCUCCUUUAAUGGACAAAAUAUUGCCAUGGCAGUUCCCACAGAUCUUAGUGUAUUGUCGGAAGAAGAACGAGAUCGAAUGGUUGCCAUGCAAUUGCAACAACAAGAAGAAUUGCAACAACAACAGCAACGUCAACAACAGGAAGCCAAUUCACACAAUCUGGCACUGCAAUUGCAACGUGAAGAAGAAUUGCAGCAACAACAACAACAACAACAACAGCAAAGUAGUAGUAGUAGUAGUAAUUCGGCACAAGCAGCAGCUGUCGCAAAUGCAAACAAUCCAAAACGAAAAGGAAAAGGGAAGGAUGGAGACUGUGUUAUUAUGUAG